Messenger RNA from Somion occarium, 1793 nucleotides. The record is from the annotation of a GenBank genome assembly. NCBI's taxonomy places the organism in Eukaryota, Fungi, Basidiomycota, Agaricomycetes, Polyporales, Cerrenaceae.
GACUUGAUUCCACAUAUCACUAUCCUUCGCUUCUCUACUGUAACAUUGGCCUUUUCGUUUGGCUUUGUGGGGUUUAGUCAUCAUAAACGGUUGCUGCUGAAUUAUUUCGUAUCAUGGUCGUCCUCGCAGCAUCAAUAUGUACCAAGGCUGGCAAAGCUAUCAUUUCUCGUCAGUUUCGUGACAUGAGCCGAGCACGCAUUGAAUCCCUCUUGGCAUCGUUUUCGAAAGUGAUUCCCGCCAACACACAACAUACCUCAGUCGAGACUUCCGACGUCCGCUAUGUGUACCAGCCACUGGAAGACCUCUAUAUUAUUCUUAUUACAAACAAGGCGUCGAAUAUUUUGCAAGACAUAGAAACACUCCACUUAUUCGCGCGCGUCGUCUCGGACAUGUGCAGGAGUGCUGACCAGAGGGAGAUCUUGAAGAAUUCUUUUGAAUUGUUGGAAGCGUUUGACGAGAUUGUGAGUUUGGGGUAUAGGGAACCCCUGAAUCUUAUGCAGGUCCGCAAUGUGCUGGAGAUGGAGAGUCAUGAGGAGAAGAUCCAGGAAAUUAUAGCAAGGAACAAGGAGGCUGAAGCCAAGGAGGAACUCAAACGAAGGGCCAAGCAGCUCGAGAUGCAACGUCGAGAGCAACAGAGGCGGACUGCAGCAGGCGGCCCUUCUGGUGGCGGCUACCUCGGGGGAGGAGUUUCAGGCUAUUCACCAGUCCCUCAACGGUUCGAUGCACCCUCCACUCCCGUCCGCACUUCUUCACCUGCACCUUCAUCGCUACGCGCUCCUGCGUUCAAGAGUGGUGGCAUGAAGCUUGGAGCCAAAAAGUCUAAGCAAUCCGAACUAUUGGAUGCGCUCGGUAGUGAAGUUCUGCUCUCAGAAGAUAUGUCUGUUCCGACAACACCGGCUGCUACUACACCUGAGCCCUUCGUUCAAAAGGAUGAGCGCGGAAGUUUACCCACAGUUACACCAGAAAGUGUACACGCUGUUGUACGGGAGACCGUGGAUCUCGAACUUGUUCGCGAAGGAGGUCUCAACACCAUGGAACUGAAAGGAGAUUUGAACCUCCAAAUCACCGAUGCAUCUUUGUCUCGCGUGAAGCUGGUUCUGGCCGACCCUCCUACUGCUUUUGGACCGGAAUUGCAAUUCAAACAACACCCUAAUGUGAACAAGUUCGCAGCUAACAAGGAACGUGUGAUCGCCUUGAAGGACCCGUCACGUAGCUUCCCUGUCGGUCAGCCGCUUGCAGUAUUGAAAUGGAGAUAUUCCGGGAAAGAUGAAACUUACGUCCCACUGUCAAUCAAUUGCUGGCCGACACCCUCGAACGACGGGACGUGCGACGUGAACAUUGAAUAUGAACUCGAGAACGAGGCUCUCACACUUCACGACGUGGUCAUCUCAAUCCCGUUACCCGCGGGCUCUUACCCGACCGUCACUCCGGGCCAUGCUGGGGAAUGGACCCUAAACUCUCAUAGUCAUUCCAUCGACUGGAUCGUUGGUCAGGUAGAUGCAGAGUCUCGGUCCGGCACUCUGGAGUUUUCAGUGGGUGGAGAUGACCCUGGCGCGUUCUUCCCUGUCAAGGUUUCUUUCGUGGGACAGGGAAGCAUGGCCGGGGUACGCAUAGCUUCAGUCACGCGAGUCGACAACGGUGAAGAGGUCGUAUUCUCGGAAGAUGCCAGCAUUACCGUUGACAGUUACUCCGUUGUUUGAAUUGUGUUGUACCCUCCCUAUUGCCAGCCAUGCAUAUACAUUCAGUUCUGUGGAUCAUGUGCGUAUCGCAUAAGGGAAUUUAAGAAGGGCUGC